AUGGAAUCCACUGGUGGAUAUGGUAAAUGAAACUGUAUUUGUUCUUUGUACAAAUUAACUUGAAUGAUAACUAAAUAUAUAAUAGUAUGUACUUUAAUUAUUUACUGCGUUAUCACCGCUAUUAAAAUAGUGAGAUGCGAACUAUACAACCUACAGUCCUACACUGAAUUUUAAGACUUGUUAGGUAAGAAUUGAGACACAAACCACAACAAUGGGUGAUUUCAGCUAUGGACGAAAUUUUGAUCUAGAUAAGAAGGACGAAAUCCAACAACACACCUAGAAAGAGCGUCUUAAAAUGACUAAUGUUGUAAAGAUUGGUUGCUAAAUAUUGUAAAAUGAAGAAAAUAUAGCCCUGUGAAGUUAGCAAAUUUUGCGCGGGAAAAAUAAACAUUUUUGAGCGGAAGUACAAAAUUUGCGAACUUCACAGGGCUAUAUUUUCCUCAUUUUACGGCAACAUUUAGCAACCAAUCUUUGCAUUGUUACUCAUUUUAAGAUGCUCUUUCUAGCUGUGGUGUUGGAUUUCGUUCUUCUUGCCUAGACCAAAAUUUCGUCCAUAGCUGGGAAUCACCCAUUGCCGAUCAUAGAAACUUAUAAGAAAGUACCUACACUAGCCCCAUAUUUGUCAGAUAUAUUUUUCAGGUGGUUUAAUUAGACACACUUAUAACCAUGCUAGUUUAUGGUAAAAUACUACCUGUCGGAAGCCAACAUUUAAGAUGUUUGGAUUCUCCAUUCUGAUAUAAACUUUAGCCUAAGCAAUUAUAGAUGUUUAUUUUUUCAUUUAGUGGCCUCAAAACCAGCUGCGUUAGAUAAUGAUGUCAAUGUAUAUCCUGAUACGAAUAUCGCCACAUUACCCCAGACUCCAAUUGCACCAAACAUUACCAAUAUUAACAUGGCUAGUACCUCAACUACAAAAUGUGAUCAUGUAGUUCUUGGAAUACCAAAAAACAUUUUCGUGAAAUCGGUGAAAAACCAAGCAAAUGAGUGGUAA
Messenger RNA from Paramuricea clavata, 988 nucleotides. Lineage: Eukaryota; Metazoa; Cnidaria; Anthozoa; Malacalcyonacea; Plexauridae. The record is from the annotation of a GenBank genome assembly.